Heterocephalus glaber (naked mole-rat) is the source of this 1373-nucleotide messenger RNA. It is a transcript of the gene Fank1, whose product is annotated as fibronectin type III and ankyrin repeat domains 1. Lineage: Eukaryota; Metazoa; Chordata; Mammalia; Rodentia; Bathyergidae. Gene Ontology annotation, biological process: regulation of apoptotic process. The record is from RefSeq and is a predicted model, not a curated record. Gene Ontology annotation, molecular function: protein binding. Gene Ontology annotation, cellular component: nucleus.
GCGGCCGGGCCGGGCCGGGCCGCGGCCUCCGGGAAUCAGAAGGCCCCCACCCCCAGCCCCCGCAGUACUACAGGCUUUACCGUAUUUGACAGAGACGGGCGGUUUUAGUCUCCGCUAGUCCGUUUCUCUGCUGGAGCGAGGAGGAGGGCCUGAGCCCUGCUAUCCCGUGGGACCAAAAAUCAUACCAUCCUCAAAGCCUCAUCCACCUGUUGUGGGCAAAGUGACUCAUCACAGCAUUGAAUUAUACUGGGAUCUGGAAAAGAAAGGGGAACGGCGAGGACCUCAGGAGCGCUGGCUUAGGUUCUCAAUUGAAGAAGAAGACCCCAAAAUGCACACUUAUGGUAUCAUUUAUACGGGAUAUGCAACAAAGCACACUGUUGAAGGUCUGGAACCAAGGACUCUGUAUAGAUUUCGAUUGAAGGUCACCAGCCCCUCUGGAGAAUAUGAGUACAGCCCAGUCAUCUCAGUAUCUACAACCAGAGAACCCAUAAGCAGCGAAUACUUUCAUCGAGUUGUCAACGUGAAUGAUGAAGAUUUGCUCGUUCGAAUACUUGAAGGAGGCCAUGUUAAGGUUGAUGUUCCCAAUAAAUUUGGCUUUACUGCUCUGAUGGUCGCUUCCCAGAAAGGAUACACCAGGCUUGUAAAGAUCUUAGUUUCCAGUGGCACAGAUGUGAAUCUGAAGAAUGGAAGUGGCAAGGACAGUCUAAUGCUUGCUUGCUACGAGGGACACCUGGAUGUUGUGAAAUACCUCCGAAGACACGGAGCUUCUUGGGAUGCUAGAGACCUGGGAGGCUGCACAGCUCUGCACUGGGCUGCAGAUGGAGGCCACUGCCCCGUGAUUGACUGGAUGAUAAAGGACGGCUGUGAGGUAGAUGUUAUAGACACUGGCUCGGGGUGGACCCCACUCAUGCGAGUCUCUGCAGUGUCAGGAAGCCAGAAGGUGGCCUCGCUCCUCAUCGAGGCUGGGGCCAACGUGAAUGUGAAGGACAAAGAUGGAAAGACACCUCUCAUGGUGGCUGUGCUAAAUAAUCAUGAACAGUUAGUUGAAUUACUACUUGAUAAAGGGGCAGAUGCAAGUAUUAAAAAUGAGUUUGGCAAAGGCGUCCUAGAAAUGGCCAGAGUUUUUGACAGACAGAAUGUGCUCUCCCUAUUAGAAGAAAGGGGAAAAAAGCAGCUGCCAAAGAGGUCUUCUGUGCACUGAUCAGAGCACCACCUGUCUACAAAAUCCAAGCAAAACAUGAUUGUUGAACAGAGAUACAAGAAAUCCCAAGUCUUUGAGGGCUACAUAUUUAUUUAUUUAGUAGAAGAUUCACAGUGACUUUUUGUAACAGAUAACUGUUCCCACACUGAAAUACAUCUUUUUACCUAAAUGA